AGCCCCCCUAAACACAGCUAUAUAAGAGACGCAUAGUCGGUUUGCACACUAUAACUCUUACGGAUGACUGUAUGACUCUUACGGAUAGCAGCUUGUUCUAAACCAAGUGGAAUAAUUUUCCUACUUUCUUUUAUUUCAUUAAUCAUUCCGGAUACUCAGAACCAUGCCUGUGUCCAGAAUGCGGAUGCGACCCUGGUUAGAGGAUAUGAUUGACUCUAACUCAAUCGCUGGACUUGUCUGGGUAGAUAAGGAGAAAAAGAUGUUCUCCAUUCCUUGGAAGCAUGCUGCACGCCAUGGAUGGGAAAUGGACAAAGAUGCCUGUCUAUUCAAACAGUGGGCAAUCCACACAGGCAAGUUCAAACCAGGAAUUACUGACCCUGACCCCAAAACAUGGAAAGCCAACUUCCGUUGUGCAAUGAACUCACUUCCAGAUAUUGAAGAAGUAAAGGACAAAAGUGUCAACAAAGGCUGUGAAGCUGUUCGUGUCUACCGCAUGCUUCAGGUCAUCAAGAAUAAGAGCAAGAGGUCGUCUAAAAGCCAGGACAACAGGAGGCGGAAAAAGGUGAGGAAGACGGAUACAGACAUGCCAGCAAAUGAAGAGCACGUUUACAUGCACAAACAGCAAGAUAUGAUUACACAGGAGAACAUCGUAGACAGCACUGAAAGCAUGAACACAGCAAGCCCCACCUAUGAUGUGCCUGACUGCUCUGGAUAUGAAGUGGAAAUUGGCCCUGACAGCACAAAUGAUAUCUACACUGGCAGGUUCCAGGUUUCCCCAGUUCAUGAGUCAGAUUACGAGGAAAAAGCUAUUGUUGAGAUCACACGGCAAUUGGAGCUUGAUAGUUCACAGUGGCUACAAAGCAAUAGCAGCGGAAAGGGGUUCCUGUGCAAUGAAGUAGCCAUGACAGAAUCUUACCACUGUCCAGAGAGCCAAUGGAGUGAUACCUCAGGAGAGGAGCUUGAGCUGCGUUUUUACACAGAACUGAUACCAGGACUGCCCAGUGAAGAGCUCUUAAGCUACACAGAUAUGUGGAAUAGCAACCCUCAUACAACUGGCCUUCCACAAAUCAGCUGUCUAAUCUGAGACCUACUUUUUUGAUGUUCACUCUGUCUGUUAUUACAUUACCUCAUAUUCUAGGUUUUCCUUUUCUGACCAUGAAAUUAGAUCACCAAAAGCCAGUCUUGUGGGUGUCUUAAGCUUGGUUUGGUAUAUGCUGGAGGAUUAUGUUAGAGAUUUUAUGGCCAUCAACAAAGAACACUGUAGACAGAUUCUGUUUUAGCAGGUGUCCCUUGUGUUGUUAAGUGUAAAUGAUAAUGGCUUGUAUAUACAUAUGUUCUUGUAAUUAUCUGUGAGAUUUGGCAGGUUCCGUUAUCUACACUUCAGGGUUUUGAUGCAUUUUCCUCCAAGAAUAUUACAGGAUGUCUAGAAUGAUUUUUUAAGAUUUUGUGGCUUGUUUGUGAAAAGAAAUGUAUAUAGUGUAUAAAUGAAUUUAUAAUAAAAAAAAGUGACAUUUUUAAGUUA
Hemibagrus wyckioides is the source of this 1522-nucleotide messenger RNA. RefSeq names its product interferon regulatory factor 1b (gene irf1b). The record is from RefSeq and is a predicted model, not a curated record. Gene Ontology annotation, cellular component: nucleus. Bases 164 to 1084 code for a protein of 306 amino acids. The transcript is spliced from 9 exons. Gene Ontology annotation, molecular function: RNA polymerase II cis-regulatory region sequence-specific DNA binding; DNA-binding transcription factor activity, RNA polymerase II-specific. Gene Ontology annotation, biological process: immune system process; regulation of transcription by RNA polymerase II. NCBI's taxonomy places the organism in Eukaryota, Metazoa, Chordata, Actinopteri, Siluriformes, Bagridae.